CCCCCCCCGUUUUUCCUUCUGAGGGGAGACGAGCCCAGAGCCCGACGCCGAGCCGGAGCGCAGCGCAGCUUCUCCCUCCGAAGCAGGCAUGGACAUGAUGCCUCUGGUCCAGGGCGCUUGUUGCUCCAACCAGUGGCUGGCCGCGCUGCUGCUGAGCCUCUGCUGCCUGCUGCCCUCCUGCCUGCCCGCCGGGCAAAGUGUGGACUUCCCCGGGACGGCCGUGGACAACCUGGUGGUCAGGAAAGGCGAGACGGCGGUGCUGAGGUGUUACUUGGAAGAUGGAGCUUCAAAAGGUGCCUGGCUGAACCGAUCAAGUAUUAUUUUUGCAGGAGGAGACAAGUGGUCAGUAGAUCCUCGAGUUUCAAUUGCAACAGCAAACAAAAAGGAGUACAGCCUCCAGAUACAGAACGUGGAUGUCUCAGAUGAUGGUCCCUAUACUUGUUCGGUGCAGACUCAACACACGCCAAGGACAAUGCAGGUGUACUUAACAGUAAAAGUUUCUCCAAAGAUAAGUCAUAUCUCAAAUGACAUUGUGGUGAAUGAAGGAAGUAACGUCACACUGGCCUGCUUGGCUACAGGGAAACCAGACCCUUCCAUUUCUUGGAGACAUAUCUCUCCAUCAGCCAAACCAUUUGAAAGUGGACAGUAUUUGGACAUCUAUGGAAUUACAAGAGACCAAGCUGGGGAAUAUGAAUGCAGUGCUGAAAACGACGUCUCAGUCCCAGAUGUGAAAAAAGUAAAAGUCACAGUAAACUUUGCCCCAACAAUUCAGGAAAUAAAAUCGAGUGGAGUGACGCUUGGAGGGAGUGGAUUCAUAAGAUGCGAAAGUGCGGGUGUUCCUUCCCCAGCUUUUGAAUGGUUCAGAGGCGAAAGGAAACUGAUCAAUGGACAACAUGGGAUUACUAUUAAAAGCUAUAGUUCAAGAUCAUUUUUAAAUUUCAACAAUGUGACGGGGGAGCAUUUUGGAAACUACACAUGUGUCGCUGCCAACAAACUAGGCACAACCAAUGCCAGUCUGCUUCUUAACCAAAUUAUUGAGCCUACUACUACUAGUCCUGUCUCAAGCCCAGCUCCGAGUACAACCCAGCUUGGGAUCACUGGGGGUGCUGAAGUUCUAUUAUCCUGCUGGUUCCUUGUGUUGACACUGUCCUCUUACACCAGCUUAAUGUACCUGAAGAACAUCGUUCUACAAUAAAUGUAAAGAACCAUGAA
Messenger RNA from Lacerta agilis (Sand lizard), 1212 nucleotides. RefSeq names its product neuronal growth regulator 1 (gene NEGR1). Gene Ontology annotation, cellular component: neuron projection. The record is from RefSeq and is a predicted model, not a curated record. Bases 89 to 1195 code for a protein of 368 amino acids. The transcript is spliced from 8 exons. Lineage: Eukaryota; Metazoa; Chordata; Lepidosauria; Squamata; Lacertidae.